Phoenix dactylifera (date palm) is the source of this 1824-nucleotide messenger RNA. Lineage: Eukaryota; Viridiplantae; Streptophyta; Magnoliopsida; Arecales; Arecaceae. The record is from RefSeq and is a predicted model, not a curated record.
UCUUUCUCGACGAACCACCGACCCAGAGCCCAACCUUUCCUCCCAUCUCGACCUUGCUCGGAUCAAAACUCGUGGGUUUUCCGAAAGCUAUUCCUGGAAUUAGGGUUCCGGCGUUGAUCCGGCGGAGGGAGAGAGGGGGAGAAGGAGAGGAUGGGAGAGCGCAAGGUGUUGAACAAAUACUACCCGCCGGACUUUGAUCCGGCGAAGAUCCCACGGCGGCGGCAGCCUAAGAACCAACAGAUCAAGGUUCGUAUGAUGCUUCCCAUGAGCAUCCGCUGCAAUACCUGUGGCACCUACAUCUACAAGGGCACCAAGUUCAAUUCCCGCAAAGAAGAUGUCAUCGGAGAUACUUAUCUGGGAAUUCAGAUUUUUCGGUUCUACUUCAAAUGCACCAGAUGCUCAGCUGAAAUUGCAUUCAAAACAGAUCCUCAGAAUUCGGACUAUGUUGUUGAAUCCGGAGCAUCCCGAAAUUUUGAGCCUUGGCGGGAAGAGGAAGAAGCAGUAGAAAAAGAGAAGAAGAAAAGUGCUGCUGAAGAGAUGGGGGAUGCGAUGAAGUCACUGGAAAACAGAGCGGUGGAUUCAAAGAGAGAUAUGGACAUACUUGCAGCACUAGAAGAAAUGAGGUUGAUGAAGUCAAGACAUGCAACUGUGAGUGUCGAUAUGAUGCUAGAGACUCUAAGGCGUUCAGCCUACGACAAGGAGCAAAAAAUUGCAGAGGAGUUUGAUAAAGCAGAUGAAGAACUGAUCAAAUCAAUUGCUUUUCCUGGUUCACAAAAUUAUGUCCAGCGUAUACAGGAUGAUGAAGAUGAGGAUCUAGAUGAGGACUUUGGCCAGUCAUCUUCCAAUCCAUGCAAGUUACCAGAUGAUAAUUUAAAGGGGAAAAGUAAUUCAGAACUCUCAAGCACAGUGGAAAAAACCAACAAAUUCCUUAACAAAAAGCAGUAUUUUUAACAGUUCUAAAGAUGGAGGAACUUCAGGUGGGGGCUCUUCAGUUACCAUGCCGAAGUUUAUAUUGAAACCACGGCCUGUGACAGAUGGGCCUUCUUCCAAGAAGCCCCGGACUGCACCUAUAGAGGAUGACCGACAAGAUGGUGAAAACAAUCAGACGGAAGGCAAUCAGAUGACGAACGGGCUUGUAUCUCUUUGUCAAAAUUAUGAUACAGAUGAUGAAAGUGAUUGAUUUCGGAUUUCGGAUGUCUCUGUCUCGCCUGAGAGAGUCGACUCGCGCAAUCUGGAGUCGACUCCCACUGUGUGGAAGUCGACUCGCGCUUUGCCGGAGUCGACUCGAGCUUUGUCCAGAUUUCGGAUGUUUCUGUCUCGCCUGAUAGAGUCGACUCGCGCUUUGCCGGAGUCGACUUGCACUGUGCGGGAGUUGAUUCGCGCUUUGCCGGAGUCGACUCGAGCUUUGUCCAGAUUUUGGAUGUUUCUGUUUCGUCUGAGAGCGAGUUGACUUGCGUUGUGAUGGAGUCGAUUCGAUGUCGGAGAGUCGACUCCAGCUCGGACGGAAUUUACGGGAAUUUACUGAAACGGGUGAAAAAGUGCUAUUUUUGGAAAAUCUCAAGGAUAUAAAUUCGUGGCCAAAGACUCUGAGGAAUACAGAAGGUUGUGAUGGCUAGGGUUACAACGAGAUAGAGAGAAAGCCUUAAGAACGUGAGAGAUUGAAGGAAAUAGUUUUUUCUCUUGUAAAAGGAAGAAGGUUGUUUCUCCUUUGUUCGAGCAAUCAGUUUGUGAUUGACUCGGGAUUGUGUUCUCCGUUGUAAUUGUUCUACUGCAAUAGAAUCGAGUUGUCUUGAGGAAGUAGGCAAGUUUUGCCGAACCUCGAUA